Tachysurus fulvidraco (yellow catfish) is the source of this 3643-nucleotide messenger RNA. Its product is annotated as NACHT, LRR and PYD domains-containing protein 3-like. The transcript is spliced from 11 exons. The record is from RefSeq and is a predicted model, not a curated record. Bases 125 to 3643 code for a protein of 1172 amino acids. NCBI's taxonomy places the organism in Eukaryota, Metazoa, Chordata, Actinopteri, Siluriformes, Bagridae. Gene Ontology annotation, molecular function: zinc ion binding; protein binding.
CCCUCCCUCCCCUCUCUUUUUCUCUGUGCUUUUUAAGAACGAAAGUAAAAGUCUUUCGAAUAAACCGUCUUUCGGAUGUAAUCUCCACAUCAGAAGAUUAACAUCUACAGAAAUCAAGUCGGUCAUGAAAAGGCAAAGACAGCAGAGCAAGCAGACAGCAGAGCAAGAUGGAGUUACAAAGCAGCCCAAAAGAACGUCAGCAGGAUCAGCAGCAGAAAGGACGAGUUCUCCUGCUCCCAGCUGCGUGUCCAUGAAGAGCGAUGCGUCCAUGGAUUUUCUUUACGAAUUCGGUCGAGGGAAAAAGAUCUGUGGAAAAAGUAAUGAUGACGAAAGACCACGAUUAGCUUCUCCUAGUAAACUCUCAGUGGUGAGUGACGAGUCAGAACUCAUCCAGGACGAUGAGGAAACGUUUCUACGUCUGCACCCAUCAGCCUCGGCACCGGUGACGUCCAAGCCACAUGUGCCACAAGUCUGCAGGCAGCACAACAAGCCUCUGGAAAUCUUCUGCAACACGGAUCAGAGGCCGAUAUGUAAACAGUGUGCAACUGUGGAACAUGGAGGACACAACAAGAGCUACACAAGGACGGCUAAGGCCCUGCUGGAGCUGGACACGUUGAAAUUACUUGAGCAAACACUGAACAGUUUAGACACAAAAGUGUUCAUGUGCUACCUGUGCCAAAAUUACCCAGAAUGCUUUGAGACUGCUCAGGUGACUUCUGAUAUCCAGGAAGCAUCUAAACUCAUUCUGGAAAAAUUUGGCUCAGAUGCAGCUCCAAAGAUUGCCCUCAAGGUCAUGCUGGAGUUAGGGAAAAGUCAUAAGAACAUCCAAGAUCAUCUCAAAUCUAAACUUCAGGAUCAUCUUAGAUCCAAAUUCCAGUCCAUACGUGAAGGGAACGCUCAACAGGGGAACCAGAUUCUCCUAAACGAUAUCUUCACAGAGCUUUUCAUUACAGAAGGAGGGGAUGGAGCUAUCAAUAAAGAGCAUGAGAUCAGACAGAUCGAGGACGCGAGCAAGAACAAGGGAGCUGAAGAGAUUGUGAUAAAAUGCAACGACAUCUUCCAACCUUUACCCGGGCAGAACAAGCGCAUCCGGACCGUGCUCACCAAAGGUAUCGCUGGGAUUGGGAAAACCGUAUCUGUUCACAAAUUCAUCCUGGACUGGGCAGAAGGAAAAGCCAAUCAGGAUAUCCAUUACAUCUUCCCGCUUCCUUUCCGUGACCUGAAUUUGAAGGGAAAUAACGAAUAUAGCGUGAUGGAGCUCCUUUAUCAGUACUUUCCAGAACUUACAGAACUCCGCACUAUAAGGAGCGAGGAAGUAAAAACCUUGUUCAUCUUCGACGGCCUGGACGAGUGCCGACUUCCACUGAAUUUCAGGAACAAUGAAAUGUGCUGUGACUUGACACAAAAAAUCUCCGUGGACGUCCUGCUCACAAACCUCAUUCGGGGAAAUAUACUUCCCUCUGCUCUUCUCUGGAUAACCUCACGUCCGGCGGCGGCCGAUCAGAUCCCUCCUGAGUAUGUCGACCAGGUAACCGAGGUCCGUGGGUUUAAAGACUCUGAGAAAGACGAAUACUUCCUAAAGAGGUUCGGUGAUCGAGGUCUUGCUGAGAAAAUUAUUCAACACAUAAAGUCUUCGAGGAGCCUCCACAUUAUGUGCCAUAUCCCCGUCUUCUGCUGGAUAUCUGCUACGGUUCUGGAGAAGAUGUUGGGUCAGUCAGACACAGAAGUACCUAAAACUCUGACCCAGAUGUACAACCACUUUCUUCUCAUUCAGACACAUCUGAAAAACAAGAAAUACCACGGAGUGAAUCGGGCCCACAUGGAGCUGCUCGAAUCUGACAAAGAGAUGAUCUUCAAGCUGGCCAAGUUAGCAUUUCUGCAGUUAGACAAAGGGAAUCUGAUUUUCUACGAAAACGAUUUAACUGAAUGCGACAUUGAUGUCAGCAAAGCGACCGAAUACUCUACGAUCUGCACAGAAAUUUUCAAAGAAGAGUUCGUGUUGUACCGAGAGAAGGUCUUCUGUUUUGUACACCUGAGCAUUCAGGAGCAUUUAGCCGCCGUUUACGCACAACAUACAUUUAUGGUCAAGCGUGUGAACGUCCUUCAAGAGAACAGCAAGAAUCAGAGCAAUGCGGUGAAGAUGUCAGAUUUGCACAAGAACGCCGUGGAUAAAGCGCUGAAAAGUGAGAAUGGACGCUUUGACCUUUUCCUGCGCUUUCUCCUCGGUCUCUCGCUCGACUCCAAUCAGACUCUCUUGAAAGGACUGCUGCCCAAAGCCUGUGUGGAGAGUUUGGAGGAAACGGUGGACUACAUCAAGGAGAAGAUAAGAAAGGAAUCGUCGGCCGAAAGGACUAUCAACCUGUUCCACUGUCUGAACGAACUGAAUUACAACUCGCUGGUGGAAGAAAUACGUAGUUUUCUUAGAUCUGGCAAGCAGUCGGAGGCGGAGCUUAAACCCGACCAGUGCUCAGCCUUGGCCUAUGUGCUGUUAACGUCCGAGGACGUCAUAAAUGAAUUUGACCUAAAGAUGUGUAACACAUCUCCCGAGGGGUAUCGAAGACUGUUACCGGUUGUCAAGACCUCGAGAAAAGCCAGUCUCGCAGGCGUCAACCUCACCGACGAAUCCUGUGAAAUCCUGGCUUCGAUUCUCCAGUCCGCCAACUCACACCUGGUAGAACUGGACCUGAGCUUUAACAGUUUGGGAGAUUUAGGAGUGAAACUUCUCUGCAUUGGUCUCUCAAAUCAGCACAGCAGACUGGAGAAACUGACCCUCAGUCACAACCAGCUGGAACAUAUCGGGGUGAAGCUGCUGUGCGACUGUCUGAUGAGUCCUCACUGUAAACUGCAGACACUUGGAUUGGCUGGCACAAACUUCUCCGAACAAUCUUGUGAAUUAAUGGCUGCAGUUUUCCAAUCUGCAAACUCCCACCUGAAAGAGCUCGACCUCGGCUGCAACACGGACGUUAAAGACUCCGGAGUGAAGCUUCUCUGCACCGGACUGAUUAGUAUACACUGUAAAAUCGAGAAACUCAGCUUGGACAGAUGUGACCUGAGUCAUGAAUCAUGUGAAGCUUUAAAAACUGCUCUCCAGUCACCCAACUCAUGCUUGAGAAAGCUGGAUCUCGGCUACAACAAGCUCGGAGACUCCGGUGUACAACAGCUUUGCGAUGGACUAACACAUCCAGACUGUAAGCUGGACUUACUGGAUCUGAGCUACAACAACCUCGGCCAUUCCGGAGUGAAACUUCUCUCUACCGGACUGAUGAAUCCGGAGUGUAAACUCAAGAGCUUAAGACUUGCUGACGUCGGCAUUCCAGAGGAGACGUGUGAAACACUGGCCUUGGCGCUACAGUCGGAAAACCCACACCUCAGAGAACUCGAUCUCAGCAACAACUACAUUGGAGAUUCAGGAAUAAAGCUGCUCUGUGCUGGAUUAAUCAGCCCAAACUGCUUCCUCGAAAAACUCAGUCUGCGGUGGUGUAAUCUGACCGAGGCGUCCUGUUCAAACCUGGCCUCUGUUCUGAGUUCACACACUCGUUUGACAGAGCUAGAGCUCAGAGACAAUGAUGUGAAAGACCCAGGGCUGAAGCUGCUCUGCUCUGGUCUUCAGAAUCCAGGAUGUUCACUGCAGAAACUGGGGUAA